Messenger RNA from Cuscuta campestris, 3475 nucleotides. Lineage: Eukaryota; Viridiplantae; Streptophyta; Magnoliopsida; Solanales; Convolvulaceae. The record is from the annotation of a GenBank genome assembly.
GUGAAGAAAUAAUACAAUUUAGCUUAACAGUAAUUCCUCUCUCUUCCAUCUUUUCUUGUUCGGCCGUAACUCUUGUGCCAACCCAAAGUUGGUAGCUUAGGGUUACAAACUCCUUCCUAAAUCAACCUUUAUCAAUUGGUGCUCUCGUUGUCGUUCUCAUGACGACGCCUACGACGGAUUCCCCAACUACACCGCCCUUGACCAUGGAGGAUCUUAUGAAGGCCAUCAACAACUUAAGCACGGAGCUACAAGCCACAAAGUUGCAGGUGUCGACCUUGACGGCAUCGGGUUCGCACGCGGAACCUCGUUGGAAUAAACCACCAACAACGGGCUGGCAUCCUCCUGUGCGUGCUCCUGGCAACGAUGUUGUUCCCCGAAUACGGGUUGAGGCUCCACAUUUCAACGGCGACGACCCGGCGGGAUGGAUUUUCCGGAUUCACAAUUACUUUGACUAUUUUCAAACCCCAGAAGGUGAACGUUUGCAGUUGGUUGCGAUGUUGAUUGAUUAUCCGGCAUCCGAUUGGUUUCGUUAUUACCAAACCAAUACUUGUGGCACGAGUUGGGAGGCAUUCCUCAUAGCCGUGCGUCAACGCUUCGACCCAGAUUAUUAUGAAAACUAUAUUGGCUCCUUAUCCAAACUGCAGCAGUCUACAACGCGUGAGGUGAAUCUGCGGAACCCUCGCACCCUCCAGGAAGCUUUUGGGUUAGCACGGGAAUUAUCAGCCUGCCAUAACGAGUCCAGCUCGUUUCGACGUCCUUGGUCUGGCCGGCAGCCCGUUCAUUCCACUCCCAGCACAGCGUCUGCCACCCCCACCGCCACCACUGUUCCAGGGGUCUCGUCUACUGGCAAACCUUCAACCCCUUCCUUUGCCCAACAGUUGCCGAUUGUGAAGGUUACUACGGCCCAAAAAAAUGAACGUAGCAAAAAAGGGCUGUGUUGGUAUUGCGAUGACAAGUGGGUUCCCGGUCACCAUUGCAAGGGUCGUUUUUUGGCCUAUAUGGGACCCGAUGAUGAUGACGAUUCCGGUUCUCCUCUUGAGGACGAUUCCCAGGCCGUCGAUGAUGGUGUGAUCGUGGGUGACGUCUCUACCCUCAAUUCCUUAGCCGGUAGCCCGAGCUCUCGUGCUCUCAAGUUGGUGGGAACUAGGGGUGAGCAUGGUACGAAGACGGGGUUUGGGUGGAAUGAGGCUGCCGAGAAUAGCUUCCAGCAAUUGAAGCACGCCAUGGUUACCGCUCCAAUUCUCCGGCUGCCGAACUUUGGCCUGACUUUUUAUCUCGAGACGGACGCAUCAGAUGUUGGCAUUGGGGCCGUGUUAUUACAGCAGGGACACCCUUUGGCAUUUUUCAGCAAAAAGCUUGGUCCGAGGCGGCGUGCGGCCUCCACAUAUCACAAGGAACUCUACGCCAUUGCUGAAUCCGUGCACAAGUGGCGCCAAUACCUCCUUGGCCGUGAGUUCGUAAUUCGUAGUGAACAAAAGAGCCUGAAAGAUCUCCUCUGUCAGGUCAUUCAAACCCCGGAUCAGCAAUUCUACAUCCGGAAGUUGAUGGGGUUCAAAUUCCGCAUUGAAUAUAAACCCGGUGCUUCUAACAAAGUUGCAGAUGCUCUCUCACGCCGUGACAUUAUUGACACCCCGGACUCGGACGAUACGGCUGCUGUUUUCUUGGCUUUUGCACAGCCGAUCCCCACAUUGUUGCAAGACAUUCGCCGAGAUAAUGCCUUACUCCAAGACUGUCAGUCCCUCCACUCGGCCGUACAGCAGGGAACAGCCCCACCCCAUAUUUCUCUUCAUGAUGGCAUGUUGUAUUACAAACAUCGGAUCUAUAUCAGCCCCUCCUCUUCUCUGCGCACGGCCAUUCUCCAUGAAUUUCAUAGCACGCCGAUCGCAGGUCACCAAGGAGUCGACCGCACCUUCAAACGGGUCGCCAAUGUGUUUUACUGGCGGGGUAUGCAACGCAACGUACGACAAUUUGUGGCGGCAUGCGUCCCAUGUCAGGCAACCAAAUACUCGACGCAACGACCCGCUGGCUUAUUACAACCACUACCCAUCCCCACUCAUGUAUGGGACUCCGUCUCCAUGGAUUUCAUCACGGGCUUGCCGCCAUCUCGUGGGUUCACGAUGAUUAUGGUGGUCAUGGAUCGGCUCUCUAAAUACACCCACUUUGGAUUGUUACAGACCGGCUUUGACGCUCCUCGCGUUGCAAACCUCUUCCUUGACACCGUCGUGAAACACCAUGGAUUUCCCUCGACGGUUAUUUUGGAUCGAGACUCGGUCUUUAUGAGUUCUUUUUGGCGUGAAUUGAUGAAGUUGAGUGGCACAACCUUGAAAUUUAGCACGACCUACCAUCCCCAAACGGACGGCCAAACUGAGGUCAUGAAUCGCGGUCUAGAGCAAUAUCUUCGGGCUUUCACUUUCGAGCGGCCGCAUAAAUGGGAUACUUUUCUUCCGUGGGCAGAAUUAGCACUAAAUUGCAGUCACCAUGACGGGCUUAACAUGUCACCAUACCAGGCUUUAUAUGGGAGAACUCCUCCGCAUCUUUUUCCAACCCUCACUGUCCGUGCCAAAGUGGCUUCCGUCGAGGACAUGUUGCGCGAACGGGCGGCGGUUCUAGAGGACCUACGGCGCAACCUUGCCAAGAUGCAACAACGCAUGCGUGAGCGGGCGAAUCUUCACCGCAGGGAUGUUAGUUUCACAGUCGGGGACUACGUCCUUCUCAAAUUACAGCAACACUGGCAGCACUCUUUAGCCAGACCACGCUCUUCUAAGCUCGCGCGGCGCUAUUACGGACCAUUCGAGGUGCUUGAACGAAUUGGGUCUGUGGCAUACAGACUACGGCUUCCGGCGGGGUGCAAAAUUCACGACGUUUUUCACGUCUCCUUACUAUGGCCCUUCGUGUCUGGAGGUCAGCCACUACCCGAGCCGGUUCUCCUAGAAGAUAUCAUCCGCGGUCAGGUCGUGGCCACUCCCGUGUCUGCCGGCCCUCGUCGCACAGUGUUAGUUAAUGGACAGCCGCAGGAGCAGUGCCUAGUCAGGUGGUCAGAUGAUGGGGGCGCCAACGCAUCCUGGGAACCAGUGGACAGCCUUCGUCUCAAUUUUCCGUCACUCGACCUUGAGGACAAGGCCGUUCUCAACCCUGGGGGAGAUGAUACGGGACCAAUGCACGUAGAGGCCCAUGCAGGCCGUAAAUUCGUUGGGAAGAAACAUUUAAGCCUCAAUAAAGAUACUUCCCAGGUUCGAUUAGCAAUCGUGAAAAUGUGCCGCUGGACAACCAUUUCAAAUUGUAAGGACACCAAGGUCAAUAAUGGUGUAUGUGGACUCCUACACCAUUUUCCCGAAGCUGAUCCAAGAUGAAGCAACCAAACAGUCUGGAUGUUUAGAAUUGUUGGCUUUUGUAUUGUCCCUUUAUCAUUGUUCUUUUGUUUGUUUUUGGAUUUUUGUUUUCACUGUAUUUUGGACAUCCGGCUUUUAUGUAGGGG